AUGGAUACUAACGUUUACUGUCCUUUCUGUGGAAUUAUUCUGGAGUUCGAUCCUGAUUAUGAUUUUGGCUUCAUUGACGAUGAUGGUUUGCCAACAGCUCGUCCUUGGUACGCAGAAGUUCGAGGCCUCUAUGCAGCCGAUCCUCCGACUGGCUCAAUUAGGAUCACCGGGGUAGGGAUUGUCCGUGCCGAGGGCAACCUCAACGCACCGGUCGACAGCGACCUGUCCUACGUCGACGUGGGUCUUGAUGCAUUGGAGGAAUGGGCGUUCUGCAAGACAACUGAACCUCGGUGGUGCUUUGGCUUUCACAACUCCUGCUGGAAGUUGCUUCUUCGCCGGCUCAGUCAUGGACGGGGUGGAUCCUCGCCCGAUGAGACAACCAUUGUGGAGUCUGUCUUCUAUCAACUCUACUGCACUCCUUGUUUUGAUGGUUCGUGCUUCCAACUUGGUCAUGAUUACCUGGGCGCGGCACAAGCACAGACGCUUCAUGGCAAUCCAUUGCAAGAUAUACUUAACCUGCGACUGGUAUGUCGCGAUCUAGCGACACAUGCAAACGGCCUUAUGAUUUCCCAGUCUUACUGGCGGCAUAGAUUCCUCCCCGGGCAAGAGGCCGACUUUAUCUUACCCCGGUCUUCGGAUAUAGAGAACUGGUUUGGGCUGUUCUUCGGGACCAGGGAAUUGAUAACUAUUGGAUGUAGGAACUUGGUCAAUAGAAAGAGGAUCAUCCGGUUGCUGGAACCUUUCGCAAAUCUGGUGAACCGAGAGAGCGCUUUGAGAAAUGGCCCAAGCGGGCUUGCAUUUGAGAUAGCACAACGCUCAGGCAGCCGUAUUCUGCUAAUCGACAGUGAAGACGGAGGGCAGCAGGGCCAGCUCGGCAGUCGGUUGGUCGGAUAUCACAAUCCGGCGUCCGAGAAGAGGAUCGAGAUCCCGAGCCCGUCCCACGCCGAAGCCAUCUCUCUGAUGUUCUCCUCGGAUGGGUUGACGGGAAUCGGGUUUAUCUUCACACCCUUCGGUCCAACGAUCUGGAUUGGAGAACACUAUGGGCCGAUGAUCGCGCAGACCACCAUAGGUAUUCCCGAUGGAGACGAUCCCUGCUACUUGCUUGCAGGUUUGGAUCAUUUUAAGAUUGUCUCGCUUGGAAUUGGAAAACCGUUUGAUCCUAUUCUCGAUGAGGUGUUGGUAGAAUUAUACGGUACUCGUCGGAGAUCUCAGCAAAAGGCUCUUGAUCAACAGUUUGGGCUUGAUUAUCCGAACGAUGCACAGGUUUAA
This is a messenger RNA of Aspergillus sclerotioniger CBS 115572, 1269 nucleotides long. RefSeq lists its product as uncharacterized. Bases 1 to 1269 code for a protein of 422 amino acids. The transcript has 4 exons. The record is from RefSeq and is a predicted model, not a curated record. NCBI's taxonomy places the organism in Eukaryota, Fungi, Ascomycota, Eurotiomycetes, Eurotiales, Aspergillaceae.